Messenger RNA from Suillus subaureus, 5703 nucleotides. Its product is annotated as glycosyltransferase family 2 protein. The coding region runs from base 91 to 5526 and encodes 1811 amino acids. Gene Ontology annotation, cellular component: cell periphery; myosin complex; cell septum. Gene Ontology annotation, molecular function: chitin synthase activity; ATP binding; cytoskeletal motor activity. The record is from RefSeq and is a predicted model, not a curated record. NCBI's taxonomy places the organism in Eukaryota, Fungi, Basidiomycota, Agaricomycetes, Boletales, Suillaceae. The transcript is spliced from 10 exons.
CAAAAAUGCCUCAGACUAUCGUGACACAUCGGAAAACAAGUCUCCAAUGUCCCCUCAUAUUUUCAGCUCGCAAAUAAUGCAUAUUACCACAUGAAACGAACUACCCAGGACCAGUCUAUUCUCAUCAGUGGUGAGACCGGCAGCGGAAAAUCAGAGAACCGCAGACUCGCCAUAAAGACCAUUCUUGAACUUUCCGUCUCCAAUCCAGGAAAGAAGGGCUCCAAACUCGCUACCCAAUUACCCGCCGCAGAGUUUGUCAUCGAGUCCUUUGGUAACGCCCGCACUUUGUUCAACCCGAAUGCUUCUCGCUUCGGUAAAUACACAGAGUUGCAGUUCACUGACCGUGGCCGCCUCUCCGGUGUCAAGACCCUCGACUAUUACCUCGAGCGCAACCGCGUAUCUUCCGUGCCAUCCGGAGAGCGUAACUUCCACAUCUUCUACUACCUCGUGGCAGGUGCAACUCAGGAAGAGCGCCAGCACCUCCACCUCCUGGAUAAAACUCAGUACCGUUAUCUCGGUCAGCGUAGUGCUGUCCCAGCACGCCAAAACGGCGUUCGGGAUGAUGACGCCAACCGCUUUGAGCAGCUCAAAGUCGCUCUCAAGACAAUCGGCUUGUCCAAGCGACACGUUGCUCAGACUUGCCAGCUUCUCGCUGCCAUUCUCCACCUUGGCAACCUCGAGUUCACCGUUGACCGUGGUCGUGAUGUUGAUGCUGCUGUCGUGCGCAACACAGAUGUUCUUGGCAUUGUUGCCGAAUUCUUGGGUGUCCAAGCGGGUGCUUUGGAGGGCGCAAUGUCCUACAAAACUAAGCUUGUGAAGAAGGAGCUCUGCACUGUUUUCCUCGACCCCGAUGGUGCAUCUGAUAACCGUGAUGACCUCGCAAAAACGCUAUAUUCCCUUCUCUUCGCAUGGUUGAACGAGCAUAUCAACCAGCGGCUGUGCCGCGAAGACUUUGACACAUUCAUCGGCCUUUUUGAUCUCCCCGGACCACAGAACAUGACCAGUCGCCCCAACUCUCUUGAUCAGUUCUGUGUCAACUUUGCCAAUGAGCGCCUGCAAAACUUCGUCCAGAGACGUAUCUUCGAGGCCCACGUGGAUGAAUACCAGAACGAGGGUAUCUCACGUUUCAUCCCCACUGUCGCCUACUUCGACAAUGCUGAAUGCGUGCGGCUGCUUCAAAACAAGCCGGGUGGUCUUAUCCACAUCAUGGAUGACCAGGCUCGUCGCUCGCAUAAGAAGACUGAUCAUUCGAUGGUGGAAGCCUUUGGCAAGCGUUGGGGCAACCACUCAUCGUUCAAAGUCGGUGCCAUAGAUCGUUCAGGUUUCCCCACGUUCACCGUCAAUCACUUCAAUGGCCCUGUCACCUACUCCGCUGAGGGCUUCUUGGACCGUAACCUCGAUGCUCUUAACCCCGAUUUCGUCUCUCUUCUGCGUGGCUCAGCUUCGGGCAUAUCUGAUGGCGCAGAGGGUGCUGGGUCAAUGAACCCCUUCGUCAAAGGUCUCUUCUCGGGCAAGGCUAUUGCAACACAAGCCCACCCCAAAAAUGAAGACACCAUUGUUGCCGCUCAACAGCCCGUCAAACCCAUGCGUGCCCCCUCUACCCGCCGUAAGGGUACAAUCAAACGCAUGCCCACGCUGCGGGAAAGCGGUAUCGAAGAACAGGAUCGGGACGACGACGAUAUCACCGCAUCUGCCGGAAGCGGCACACCCUGCGUCGCAGGCGAGUUCCGUUCUGCACUUGAUACGCUCUUCGAGACUCUAGGAGACACGCAGAACUGGUACGUGUUCUGCAUCAACCCGAAUGACUCGCAGCUGCCCAACCAGCUCGAGGGUCGUUCUGUCAAGGGCCAGGUGCGAAGUCUGGGCAUGACGGAGGUUGCGAAGCGCAAUGUGAAUGUGUUUGAGGUGGGGAUGACACCAGAAGAGUUUUGUCAGCGAUAUAGGGAUCCGAUUUCAGCUUUGGGCAUUUCGGAGGGAACUCCGAGGGAGCGUGUUGAGCAGACGCGGACUGCGCUGUCGUUGAAGGAGCGGGACGUUGUCCUUGGGCAAUACAAGGUCUUCCUAUCACAAAUGGCAUUCCACGCGCUCGAGGACCGUAUUCGUGCAUCGGAUGUUGAGGAACAGAAGCGCAACCGUGUUCGUGAUGCUGAGGCUGAGGCUGGACUUGAUGUCCGUGGCUUCGGCGACCCCUAUGCUCCCUACUCUUCGCCUGGUGCUAAUAAUGGCGAGGAGUCGCCGUUCGUCAAUGCCUUCUCGGACCCUGCUCUUCCUCUUGUCUCUAACGCGUCCCCCUUCCAGCGCGCUGAUCUGUACGAUGACGAGUACGAAGAGCGCAAGUCUUUCCGCAGCGAUGACUUUGACAAUCGCAGCCGCCUCACGAGUAACCGAGACGACUCAAACUCCAACUACGGUACUGAAUCCUAUGCACCUUCCCGCAACAUGUUCCAGAACGCAGACAAGGAGGGUCUCAUGGUGAAAGAAGCACUGCCUGGUGAGAUCGGAGACAGUGAGACGACUGAAGUGCUUAAGGAAUCUUCUGCGCGUCGUCGCUGGGUCGGGAUGUGCUGGGCUCUGACAUGGUGGAUGCCCUCUCUCCUUCUUAAAUGGAUCGGCCGAAUGAAGCGUGAAGAUAUCCGACAAGCAUGGAGAGAAAAGCUCGCGAUCAAUUUCAUCAUCUGGUUCAUUUGCGCGUGCGCUGUUUUCGUCAUCGUCUUCCUGGGCAAGAUCAUUUGCCCCACGGAGCAUGUUUUCAGCACUUCGGAACUGGCGUCGCAUUCGUAUACGUCUUCACCAAAUAAUGUGUAUACGUCGGUUCGGGGGGAGGUGUUUGAUCUUACGACUGUUGCGUCCACGCAUCAGCGCGUUGUUAGUAUUGUGCCUGUCAAGACGAUCCUUCAGACGUAUGGCGGUACUGCAUCAGACGCGAUUUUCCCCGUUCAGGUCUCCGCAUUAUGUAACGGCGUGAGUGGCUCCGUCAGUCCCUAUGUGACUCUCAGCUCUGCCAACGACACCGAUCCGAAUGCUUCUUACCACGACUUCCGCGCUUUCACCAAUGAUUCCCGUCCAGAUUGGUACUUUGAGAGUAUGACCAUCAUGCGGUGGAACAAUCGCGUCGGAUACAUGGGUUACACGCCACAGGAGAUCAGCACCAUGGCCAGCUCCGGCUAUUCGCUCGGUAUUUACAACGGUAUGAUCUACGAUCUCACGUCCUACGUCAACUACGGACCUGCCGUCCAAGCUCCAUAUGGCGAGCAGCUUCCUGGGACCAUUGACGAUCAAUUCAUGGACGUAUCCGUCGUCGACCUUUUCAAGUACAACUCAGGGCAGGAUCUGACGAAGCAAUUCGACUCUCUCAAUCUUGAUAGUGCUACGCUGGAUAGUCAACGUACCUGUCUCCGCAACUUGUUUUUGAUCGGUAUGGUAGACAACCGUAAUUCGCCACAGUGCCAGUUCGCCGAGGGUAUCUUGCUCGCACUGUCGAUCUUGAUGGUCAGCAUCAUUGGAUUCAAGUUCAUCGCUUCCAUCAACUUUGCGUCUCCUCGUGCGCCUGAAGACCAUGACAAGUUCGUUAUUUGCCAGGUUCCUUGUUAUACAGAAGGCGAGAGUUCAUUGCGGAAGACCAUCGACUCGCUGGCGCAGCUUAAAUAUGACGACAAGCGGAAACUUAUUCUUGUUAUCUGUGAUGGGAAUAUCGUUGGUUCUGGGAAUGACCGUCCCACGCCGCGCAUUGUGCUUGACAUCCUUGGAGCUGAUCCUAAUCUCGACCCUGAGCCGCUCAGUUUCGUCUCGUUGGGCGAGGGUGCGAGGCAGCAUAACAUGGGCAAGGUCUACUCUGGUCUGUAUGAGUGCGCUGGACACGUCGUUCCUUACUUGGUCGUGGUGAAGAUAGGCAAGCCGUCUGAGCGGUCGCGGCCUGGUAACCGUGGCAAGCGUGAUUCUCAAAUGGUGAUCAUGCAUUUCUUGAACAAGGUUCACUUCAGUACGCCUAUGAACCCACUCGAACUAGAAAUGUACCACCAGAUCAAGAAUGUGAUUGGUGUCAACCCGACGUUCUUUGAGUAUCUGUUUACGGUCGAUGCUGAUACGAUGGUGGAGCCUUAUUCUGUCAACCGGUUGAUCUCUGCGUGUAUUCAUGACAAGAAGGUGCUUGGUGUUUGUGGUGAGACCGAGCUGGCAAACUCGAAGCAGUCGAUUAUCACCAUGAUGCAGGUUUACGAGUACUUCAUCUCGCAUCACAUGGCCAAGGCUUUCGAGAGUUUGUUCGGAUCUGUUACCUGUUUGCCUGGUUGUUUCACCCUAUAUCGUUUGCGGACUCCCGAUACCCACAAGCCGCUUUUGAUAUCCAACCAAAUGGUCCAGGACUACUCGCAGAAUCGCGUCGAUACCCUGCACAUGAAGAACUUGUUGCACCUCGGAGAAGACCGAUACCUGACUACCCUCCUCCUGAAGCACUUCCCGAUGUACAAGACACAAUUCGUUCGCGACGCCCAUGCAUACACCGUAGCGCCUGAUGACUGGAAAAUUCUGCUCUCUCAACGCCGUCGCUGGAUUAACUCGACGGUUCACAACCUUGGAGAGCUGAUGUUCUUGGAGCAGCUUUGUGGUUUCUGUUGUUUCUCCAUGCGGUUUGUCGUCAUGAUCGAUUUGGUUUCGACUAUCGUCCAGCCUAUCAGUGUCGGCUACAUUGUGUAUCUCAUCGUGGAGGUCGCCACCAAUCAGGAGACUCUCCCUGUCAUCUCACUCGUCAUGAUCGGCGCCGUGUAUGGUUUACAAGCCCUCGUGUUUAUCCUCCGGCGCAAGUGGGACAUGGUUGGAUGGAUGGUCUUCUACAUUUUGGCUGUCCCGAUCUUCUCUCUCAUGCUCCCGCUCUAUUCGUUCUGGCGUAUGGAUGACUUCUCUUGGGGUGCUACCCGUGUCGUGUUGGGUGAAUCUGGCAAGAAGAUGAUUGUUCAUGACGAAGGCAAGUUCGACCCGCGUGCGAUUCCUCUCAAGUCUUGGAAUGAUUACGAAAAUGAGCUUUGGGACAAGGAGUCGAACCACAGUAUGGGCUCGUGGGUACCUCCCAAUCAGUUCCACAAGGAAGCAUAUGCAGCAUCAGCUACUGCGUCGUUAUAUGGCCGCGAGACCUACUACGAGCCACGCGGCCAUUCACCUGCGCCAUCACAAUUUGGCAUGAUCCCACCCCCUGGAUACCAAUCAGGUCGCAACACGCCGAUGUCACAGUUGCGGCCCAUGGGCGACACUGGCAUGUUGUACCAACCCAUGCCGUCGCAGCCACCAACGAACUAUCUUGAAAUGCCUCUACCAACCACGCGCAGUCAUGAGGAUAUGGACUUGGCACCAGGUGUUCCUAGUGAUAUUGAGCUUGAUCAUGCCGUCCAUGAGAUCCUCCGCACUGCCGACCUCAAUUCUGUGACGAAGCGCGAGAUACGGCGUCAGCUCGAAGAACAAUUUGGGAUGGACUUGACGUCACGGAAGGGGACGAUCAAUGCUGCAAUUGACCGGGUAUUAUUAAGGCAAGCAUGAAAUGGGACGGUGGUAUUUAGACACGAGACGGACGGACGGACUCCUACAUAGUACCAGAACGCGAUCAGAACGCUAUGUUUCGAUGGUGGAUCUAAUCACGAACCUAAACUUAUGUGACAGGGAAUGCCUUUGGUAGACUCCUCUUUCUUUUGACUUUCUUUUCAAUACCAUAGGACG